AGGCGUCCAGGGUUUAUAAAAACAGCCGGACCUCCUCUUUCGAUUACAGAACAACCUAGAAGCAGCCGCCCCCUUUUUCUAUCGGUUCCAUCUCGCUUCAUCAACAAUGGGCACAGAAGUUGCUGUGAAUCCAAAGGCCUAUCCUUUGGCCGACGCUCAGCUGACAAUCACAAUCUUAGACCUCGUGCAGCAAGCUGCUAACUACAAGCAGCUCAAAAAAGGCGCAAAUGAAGCGACGAAGACGCUAAAUCGGGGGAUUUCGGAGUUUAUUGUGAUGGCGGCUGAACCGCUGGAGAUUCUUCUCCAUCUUCCUUUACUUGCGGAGGACAAGAAUGUCCCCUACGUAUUUGUUCCAUCCAAACAAGCACUAGGUCGAGCUUGUGGAGUCACAAGGCCAGUGAUUUCUUGCUCAGUGACUAGCAACGAAGCCAGCCAGCUGAAAAGCCAGAUACAGCAACUGAAGGAUGCUAUUGAGAAGCUCCUGAUCUGAAUAUUGAAAACCUUUCUGCGUGAUGGAUGAUGGGCCUCAAAGCCAUCAAAACCCAUGGAGGCUUGGACUGAGAUCGGGAUUUUGUAUUGUUUUUGUUAGUUUAGCUUUCUAGAUUUCUUCUGUAUUGUAGUAUGUGACUUUUAUGUUAUAACUGAUUGGUACUCGGUUAAGUAUUUGAGAUGCUUGCGAUUAGAGGUUAGCGACGUAUCUUUUGUGUUCCUAUGUGGUGUUUAAGAUGUCUGUGACGGGAGAUUGCAACAUAUCUUUUUCUAUUAUGGUGUGUUACGAUGUUCGAAGGCCUUGGCUUU
Asparagus officinalis (garden asparagus) is the source of this 798-nucleotide messenger RNA. RefSeq names its product NHP2-like protein 1. Gene Ontology annotation, cellular component: precatalytic spliceosome; U4/U6 x U5 tri-snRNP complex; nucleolus. Gene Ontology annotation, molecular function: RNA binding. The record is from RefSeq and is a predicted model, not a curated record. Gene Ontology annotation, biological process: mRNA splicing, via spliceosome; ribosome biogenesis; maturation of SSU-rRNA. Lineage: Eukaryota; Viridiplantae; Streptophyta; Magnoliopsida; Asparagales; Asparagaceae.